Myotis davidii is the source of this 1823-nucleotide messenger RNA. RefSeq names its product EH domain containing 4 (gene EHD4). The annotation marks the transcript as partial. The record is from RefSeq and is a predicted model, not a curated record. The transcript has 5 exons. Gene Ontology annotation, biological process: endocytosis; endosomal transport. Gene Ontology annotation, cellular component: cytoplasm; plasma membrane. Lineage: Eukaryota; Metazoa; Chordata; Mammalia; Chiroptera; Vespertilionidae. Gene Ontology annotation, molecular function: protein binding; calcium ion binding; GTP binding.
CAACAUACUGUUUCUUUUUCCCCCUCUCCCAGAUACUUACUGGAGCAAGAUUUCCCUGGCAUGAGGAUUGGUCCAGAGCCCACCACCGAUUCCUUCAUCGCUGUGAUGUAUGGGGAGAACGAGGGCAGCACCCCAGGGAAUGCGUUAGUUGUGGACCCCAAAAAGCCAUUCCGAAAGCUUGGUCGCUUUGGAAACGCUUUCCUGAACCGAUUCAUGUGCUCCCAGCUGCCCAAUCAGGUCCUGAAGAGCAUCAGCAUCAUCGACAGCCCGGGCAUCCUGUCUGGGGAGAAGCAGCGCAUCAGCCGAGGGUAUGACUUCUGCCAGGUCCUGCAGUGGUUCGCUGAGCGGGUCGACAGGAUCAUCUUGCUCUUUGACGCUCACAAACUGGACAUCUCAGACGAGUUCUCCGAGGCCAUCAAGGCCUUCCGGGGCCAGGACGACAAGAUCCGCGUGGUGCUGAACAAGGCCGACCAAGUGGACACGCAGCAGCUGAUGCGUGUCUACGGGGCCCUCAUGUGGUCCCUGGGCAAAGUCAUCAACACGCCCGAGGUGCUGCGUGUCUACAUCGGCUCCUUCUGGGCGCAGCCCCUGCAGAACACUGACAACCGCCGGCUCUUCGAAGCCGAGGCCCAGGACCUCUUCAGGGAUAUUCAGAGCCUCCCCCAGAAGGCAGCGGUGCGCAAGCUCAACGACCUCAUCAAGCGAGCGAGGCUGGCCAAGGUACACGCCUACAUCAUCAGCCACCUGAAAAAGGAGAUGCCGAGUGUUUUUGGAAAGGAAAACAAGAAAAGAGAGCUUAUCGACAGGUUGCCAGAAAUCUACAUUCAGCUGCAGCGAGAAUACCAGAUUUCUGCAGGGGACUUCCCGGAGGUCAAGGCAAUGCAGGAACAGCUUGAGAGCUACGACUUCACCAAAUUCCACUCGCUGAAGCCCAAGCUGAUCGAGGCCGUGGACAACAUGCUGACCAGUAAGAUCUCAUCCCUGAUGAGCCUCAUCAGCCAGGAGGAGCUGAACACGCCCAUGCAGCUCGUGCAGGGCGGCGCCUUCGAUGGCACCUCGGAGGGCCCCUUCAACCAGGGCUACGGGGAGGGCGCCAAGGAGGGUGCCGACGAGGAGGAGUGGGUGGUGGCCAAAGACAAGCCCGUCUACGAUGAGCUCUUCUACGCCCUGUCGCCCAUCAAUGGCAAGAUAUCAGGGGUCAACGCCAAGAAGGAGAUGGUGACCUCCAAGCUGCCCAACAGCGUCCUGGGCAAGAUCUGGAAGCUGGCCGACUGUGACUGCGACGGCAUGCUGGACGAGGAGGAGUUCGCGCUGGCCAAGCACCUCAUCAAGAUCAAGCUGGACGGCUACGAGCUGCCCAACAGCCUGCCUCCCCACCUGGUGCCCCCCUCUCACAGGAAGUCCUUUCAGAAGGCCGACUGAGGGCGGGCCACCCGCAGGGCAGGCAGUGCGGGGUGGGGCUCCUGGGACUGGGGCCUGAGGUCCUCGCUGCCACUGACUCACUGAGUGACCCCGAGAAAGGCACUGCCCUCUCUGCCUCAGUUUCCCCAUCUGUAGAAUGGGGAGGGCAGACACUGGACACUAGAUGAGGUCCUUUCACCUCUAAAAUUCCCUGAGUUUUUAUUAAAAUACUGGGGGGAGAUGGGUAAGGAGAUUGUAACUGUGGAAAAGAAAUGGAAAUUGACCAAAGAGUACUCAGAAUCCUGGAGAGACGUAAGUGUGGGGGUGGGCUUGCUGGAGCCCCAGGAGAUUGGGGUGUGAGCUGGGGCUUCCCUGGACCACUCAUCAUCAUAAACCUGUUUGCCCUGUGGGAGCAAAGAUAA